AUGAGCUGGGCUAAACGAUGCAGUAUUUUACCUAUUGACCACAUCAUCCAGGAUCAAAACCUUCUUAUGCCACCUGCUCACUCCUCUUCAUCUAACCUGGACACACUUAGCAUCGGGAGUUUCUGUUUUCAGACGGAAGGCACCUUGAAUGCUUCUGAAGAUGUGGUCCAAGCCCCACUACACCUUCUCCAGCCUCCACCUCUAAUACUACUAACUUCUGCCACCGCUGAUCCCCCGCGGAGCCACUGCAGUGGAUGGUUUCUGCCUUAUGAUCGUGAAACAGGGUGUAGCAGAACAGUGGAACCGUUGGAAUAUUACAGAAGAUUUUUGAAAGAGAACUGUCGACCUGAUGGAAGGGAGUUAGGUGAAUUCCGGGCAACAACUGUCAACAUUGGUUCAAUUACAACUGCAGAUGGUUCUGCCCUGGUGAAGUUAGGAAAUACUACAGUAAUUUGUGGUGUUAAAGCGGAACUUGCCACACCCCCAGUAGAUUCCCCUAAUAAGGGAUAUAUUGUUCCCAAUGUAGAACUGCCCUCCCUCUGUUCAACGAGGUUUCGCCCUGGACCUCCUGGUGAGGAGGCUCAAGCAGCUAGCCAGUUCAUUGCAGAUGUCAUUGAAAAUUCACAGAUAAUAGAGAAGGAAGAUCUGUGUAUUGCAAAUGGCAAGCUUGCUUGGGUGCUAUACUGUGAUAUCAUAUGUCUGGAUUAUGAUGGAAACGUUCUGGAUGCCAGUACCUUUGCUUUGUUAGCAGCAUUAAAAAAUGUACAGUUGCCAGCAGUUACUGUAAAUGAAGAAACUGGUUUAUCAGAAGUUAAUUUAAAGCAGAAGAAUCCUUUGAUUAUCAGAAAGCAUCCAGUUGCCACAUCAUUUGCUGUAUUUGAUGACACGUUACUGAUUGUUGAUCCAACUGCAGAAGAGGAAGACCUAGCAACUGGAACAGUAACAGUUGUAACUGAUGAAGAAGGUAGACUAUGUUCAGUCCAUAAGCCAGGUGGAAGUCCUCUGACAGGAGCCAAGCUUCAGGACUGUAUCACCAGAGCUGUUACAAGACACAAGGAAGUAAAGAAGCUGAUAGACAAAGUGAUAAAAAGUAUGCAACCCAAAUGAACAAAAAAAGCAAGAUCUUUUCAAAAAUGGAUUUCUAAAAAUUGUAUUUGUUACAGUGUUCACAAACUUUUUAUACUAAAUAAACAAAUACCAAUACUACA
Struthio camelus australis is the source of this 1208-nucleotide messenger RNA. Lineage: Eukaryota; Metazoa; Chordata; Aves; Struthioniformes; Struthionidae. The record is from RefSeq and is a predicted model, not a curated record.